UGCGGCACCCGACGUGCCAGCGCCAUGCACCCAGCAGGCAGCAGCUUUUCCCCGGACGAAGAGCCGCUGAUUGAGGAACCCUCAGUGAACAGAGCCAGCCGGCCGAAGCCGAGUGACCACCUCAAUGGGGCUUAUGUGAUCUUCUUCCUCCUGGGCGUCGGGUCGCUGCUGCCAUGGAACUUUUUCAUCACGGCCAAGCACUACUGGGCAUAUAAGCUACAGAACUGCUCAGAGCAGGCAGAACCGGCCCCCUCUGACCUGCGGGAUUACUUUGAGAGUUACAUCUCCAUCGCUUCGACUGUGCCCUCAGUGCUGUGCCUGGUUGGAAACUUCCUGCUGGUCAACAGGGUAUCCGCCAGCGUCCGCAUCCUGUCCUCCCUCUUCAUCAUGCUGUCCAUGUUCCUGGUGAUCACGGUGCUGGUGAAGGUGGAUACAUCCUCCUGGACCACCUGUUUCUUUGCCCUCACCAUUGGCUGCGUGGUGGUGGUCAGCGGUGCCUCCACCAUCUUCACCAGCAGCAUCCUGGGCCUGAGCAGCCGCUUCCCCAUGAGGAACUCACAGGCACUGCUGACAGGUCAGGCCAUGGGAGGCACGGUCAGUGCCAUCGCCUCCAUCAUCGACCUGGCGGCAGCGGCUGAUGUGACUGACAGUGCUCUGGCCUACUUCCUCACGGCGGACAUCUUCCUCAUAGUCUGCAUCAUGGUGUACCUCCUGCUGCCCCGCCUGGAGUACUCCAGGUAUUACAUGGGAAGCCACUGGGAGCACCCAUCACUGGUCACCACGUCACCCAGCAGCCCCAUGGAGGAUGAAGCAGAGCCAGGAGGCCCAGCACACAGCCUGCCCCAAAGCACCGUCGUCCCUCCACUGCGCCCCAUCCUGCACAAGACUGCCGCCCUUGGCUUCUGCCUCUUCUAUGUCUUUUUUGUCUCCAUCAUCAUCUUCCCUUCGCUCUCCUCCAGCAUCCAGUCUGUCCACCAGACAUCGGGCAGCCUGUGGGCCACCAAGUACUUUGUGCCUCUGACAAGCUUCCUGCUGUAUAACUUUGCUGACUGGUGCGGGCGGCAGAUCACUGCCUGGAUCCAGGUGCCUGGCCCCAACAGCAGGCUGCUGCCUGCCCUCGUUCUCCUCAGGACCAUCUUCCUCCCACUCUUCAUCCUCUGCAACUACCAGCCCCGGGCCCACAUAAGGACGGUGCUCUUCAACCGUGACGUCUACCCGGUGGCGUUCACCACACUGCUGGGUCUCAGCAAUGGCUACUUGGGGACGCUGGCCCUUGUCUACGGCCCCAAGAUCGUGCCCAAAGAGCUGGCUGAGAUGCUGGCUGAGUGGAAGCUUUCUUUGGCUUGGCAAACCUCCACGACUUUGCAGCCUGAGCCAGAGCACGACUGGAAACCCCAAACCCCAGCUCGGGGGCCCCAUUCCCGGCAGCUGAGCCGAGCAGAGCCGGGACCCCGCAGCCAGCUCUUCCCCCCACUCCGCCCCGCACAACAGCUCUACUUUGAAACAGCAUCAGCCAGCUGCAGGCUUACCCGGCUGCCGUGCUCCUUCUGA
This is a messenger RNA of Meleagris gallopavo (turkey), 1551 nucleotides long. RefSeq names its product solute carrier family 29 member 3 (gene SLC29A3). The record is from RefSeq and is a predicted model, not a curated record. Gene Ontology annotation, biological process: nucleoside transmembrane transport. Gene Ontology annotation, cellular component: plasma membrane; Golgi apparatus. NCBI's taxonomy places the organism in Eukaryota, Metazoa, Chordata, Aves, Galliformes, Phasianidae. Gene Ontology annotation, molecular function: nucleoside transmembrane transporter activity.